Messenger RNA from Rotaria sp. Silwood1, 750 nucleotides. The record is from the annotation of a GenBank genome assembly. Lineage: Eukaryota; Metazoa; Rotifera; Eurotatoria; Philodinida; Philodinidae.
AUGGAAGAAAGCGAUUAUGUUCGGAACGGUUUAGCGGAAAAAGCAUUGGCACAAGCAAGGAGCAUUCAAGAAAAAACUACUAUUCUUGUUGAAGGGAAGAGCUUCGUUAUUUAUCCGAAUGUGUUCAAUCCAAUCGUAUAUUCAGCCGCUCUUUGGUUUACACGUUCAUUGCUUAAAUUAGUUCAACAAUUAAAACCUGAACAUAUGUUAGAACUUGGCACAGGUGCUGGUUACAAUGCAAUUUUAGCUGCUUUGAACGGUGCUGCCUAUGUUACGUGUACUGAUGUAUCACAAGUAGCCGUAAAAAAUGCACAGGAAAAUAUUGAUAAUCAUCAAUUGAGAGAUCGUGUGAUAGCUAUACGUAGCGACGUGUUUGUCUCACUACCAUCAGAAUACAGAAAUAAAUUCGAUUUAAUUUUCUGGAAUCUUCCAUUUAAUCAUAUCAAUAAACCAGUUAGUGAGUUAACUGAUUUAGAACGGUGUAUAUUUGAUCCAGAACAUGAAGCAAUUGACAAAUGUUUCCGUGAUGUCAAACAAUUUCUUGUACCAUAUCGUGGUCGAGCAUUCUUUGCUAUUGCUCCCAGCAUCGCCAAUUUCGAACAGUAUUCUGCCAUUGCUCGGAAGCAUAAUUGGAAAGUACAACUUGUUAGUGAAUAUGAAACAAUUAUGGGUGACGAUAUUGGUUCCGAAGAAGUAGGCCCCGGAGCUCCACUUGCUAUCUACGAAAUCAUUGCGAUUGAAAGAAACUGA